This is a messenger RNA of Vombatus ursinus (common wombat), 2457 nucleotides long. RefSeq names its product zinc finger protein 501-like. The record is from RefSeq and is a predicted model, not a curated record. NCBI's taxonomy places the organism in Eukaryota, Metazoa, Chordata, Mammalia, Diprotodontia, Vombatidae. The coding region runs from base 132 to 1466 and encodes 444 amino acids. The transcript is spliced from 2 exons.
GGUAUCGCGACUUCAGGGGAAGAAGGUCGCUGUUGAGCUGCCUAACGGAAGCAACAUGAGCCCUAAAAUUUUGGGGAAGCUUAGUGCCAAGGCCCCGCCUUUGCAGGAGACCUUCUGAAGGGAGGCUAGGGAUGCGUGCGCAGCUCCGUCACCAUUUCUGGACGCCUUGGUUCGGUGUAGGACAUCCGUCCUGGGAUCCUAUCUCCAGAUUUGGAGACCAAGAAAGGAAGACAAUUACAAAAUAUCUUUUAAGCAAGAGAUUCACUAGGUCAAUAAUGGAAAAAUUCAGAGGGGACAUUACACAGGAUCCCAUUUUUGGAGAAGAGUGUGAAAGUGAGGGCAAAUUAGGGAGGCAGGAGCAAAACCCUGCAGGGAAGAUUCAGAAGAAAUCCUUUUCCAAGAAGAAAGGUUUUAGGCAAUUGACAGUCACCAAAAAUAUAAUGCCCACUGAAGAAAGAGAUGAUAAAUGUAAUGAUAUUAGGAGAAACUUCACAUUGAAGUCAAAACUUAUUACUCAUCAGAGAGUUCAUAUAGGUGAGAAAUCUAGUAGUUUUGACACAUGUGGAACAACCUUCAAACAGCAUUCGGAAUUAGUUAAAUGUCGAAAAAUUUGUUCAGGGAAGAAAACUUACAAGUGUAAUGACUGUGAAAAAAUCUUUAGUGACCGCUCAAACUUUAUUCGUCAUCAGAGAAUUCACACUGGAGAGAAACCCUAUAAAUGUAAGGAAUGUGGGAAAGCCUUCAGCCAGAGCUCAUCUCUUAUUGAACAUCAAAGAACUCAUACUGGAGAGAAACCCUAUAAAUGUAAUGAAUGUGGAAAAUCAUUCACUGUGAGCUCAUCCCUUACUCAGCAUCAGAGAAUUCAUACUGGAGAGAAACCCUAUAAAUGUAAUGAAUGUGGGAAAGCUUUUAGUGAUUGUUCAUCCUUUACUCAACAUCAGAGAAUUCAUACUGGAGAAAAACCUUAUAAGUGUAAUGAAUGUGGGAAAGCCUUUAGUGAUUUCUCAUCCCUCACUCAACAUCAAAGAAUUCAUACUGGAGAGAAACCCUAUAAGUGUAAUGAUUGUGGUAAAGCUUUUAGCCGCAGUACACAUCUAACUCAACAUCAAAGAACUCAUACUGGAGAAAAACCUUACGAAUGCAAUGAAUGUGGGAAAGCCUUCACUGCACACUCAACCUUUACUCAACAUCAGAGAAUUCAUACUGGAGAGAAACCCUAUGAAUGUAGUGAAUGUGGGAAGGCUUUUCCUGAAAGCUCAUCACUUACAAAACAUCAGCGAGUUCAUACUGGAGAGAAACCCUAUGAAUGCAGUGAAUGUGGGAAAGCCUUUAGCCAGAGCACACACCUUAUUCAGCAUCAUAGGAUUCAUACUGGAGAGAAGCCUUAUAAGUGUAACGAAUGUGGAAAAGCCUUUGGUAAUAGCUCAGUCCUCCUCCGACACCAGCAACUUCAUACUAUAGAAUAAUACUGUUAAUAUAAAAAUUUGGGGAAAAAAGUUUUUCUUAAUUUGCCCUAUUUUUCCAUUGACAUACUUGCCACCAAUGGCAUUUACUUCUAACUUUUAUAGGAAGACCAGGCCUAUUGCUUGGAUUUCAGUCCCAUAAAAUUAAGCAUGUCAAAAGCCUCCUAGCUGGGAUAGGUAUAUCAAAAACAAGAUUUCCUUAUCAGUGUGUCAUCUAUGUAUAUAAUUUUGCCUGUCUUCUACUGCUUCUUUGGUUCCUGUACAUCUCCUGUUUCUUCUCUGCCUGCUCUCCCACCCAAACUUUUAAUUGUACACUUUGCCCCUGAUCUUUGUGUCUUUGUUCCCAUCUGCCUACCUAUAGGGGUUCUGAUGUUAUUUUAUUAGUACCUGUGCAUGCCUUAAUUUUUACUUGUUUACCUGGAUCCUACCCCCUUGAUCUCAGGUAUUCAUAUAUACUUAUCUGUCUGCUUUCUAAUGCUGUGCUUUACACUGACUUUCAAUUAGAAUAUCAGUUCUCCAAUAUUUUCACAAACCCCUUGUUUUUCCUAGUCUCGGCUUCUUAUUGCUUCCUCUCUAUGAUAUGUUAUUGUCGUCAAUACUGCAAUCACUAACAGAUUUAUUCCUUUAUUCAAGUAUUGUAUCUUUCCUUCUGACUGUUGUCUCAUCAUUCCUAUGGCCAAGUGAGAUCUAUUUCUGCUGUGCCAGUUAUGUUUGUUUAUGAAUUCUUUGUACUGAUUAUUUAUAGGCUUCUUAAGGGUCUCUAACAGUGCUGAGCAUAGAAUAGAAGAAAAUUCCCAAAUUGGGACUUUUUAAAAGGCAGUAAUAUAAAAGCAAUAAAAAAAAAAAUCAAGAGGUAGAUUUAGGCUUGGUUUCAAGAAAACUUACUAAUAAUUAGCACUGUACCAAAGUCUAAUUGGCUCCCUUAAAAAAUAUCUUUAAGCAAAGGCUUGAUGACCACUUGUUGGAUAUGUUGUAGAGGGGAUUCUUUUUCAGA